GAACUGAUUACAGGUUAAAGUGUAACAAAUGCACAAUGUGUAUUGCACACUGAAUUAAUUCAUCUUCAAUCCCAGAGAAGAGAGGUCGUCAAUCAAGUUUUUAUGUGAUUUGCAUUAUAAAGUCUAAAAGACAUGGAUAUCCUAGAGACAAACUCAAGAUAUAGGAAAAGCUCUCUGAGUAAUAAAAUACAAAUCCCAGAGGUGAUCAAAUACCACCAAAAGAAAGUUCUAUGUGUAAGAAGUACUGUUCCAAAACUACUUCCCUUCCUAAUGACCGCUUGCAAUUAUUUUGUGCUGUGGAUUCCCCUCUCAGAGCCAAGCUGGUACAGUGCACUUAUUAAGUGCCUACCAAUCAUCUGUCUGAAGUUUUUCAUUGUUGUCCACUCCAUUGGCUCAAGAAAGUUCAGCUCAUAUGCGAAGAAGAUCUUUCUGGGAUUAGUCUUCUCAGCAGCUGGAGAUGUUUGCCUUGUUUGGCCAGAAUCUUUUCAACUUGGAAUGGUGAUGUUUGGAUUGGCCCAUAUCUUGUACACAAUUGCCUUUGGCUUCCAUCCUUUAAAUAUUCGUAUCUUCAUCAUCUUCGCUCUCUUUUGUGCCACCUUUUACUCUUUGACUGUCUCCUACUUAAGUGGACCUUUUAUUUAUAUGGUGGCUGGCUACUCAAUGUUGAUCAGUACCAUGGCAUGGCGGGCGCUGUCCAAGCUGAAAUCCCAUGAAUUUUCCUGGGCAAAUAUGUCUGCUGCAUUAGGUGCCAUAUCCUUCAUGAUCUCUGACUGUGUACUUGCAGUUGACAAAUUCUGUUUCCCAUUUUCCAAUGCGAGGGCUAUUGUCAUGUCAACAUACUAUGGAGCCCAAAUGCUAAUCUCCCUAUCAACAAUUAGACCAACUCAAGAUGAUUAUUUGUGGAAGUCCAGAUAAUAUAAACACUCCUGGGUUUGUAAAAAAUAUAUUAUAAUAACCUUUUCAGAGUUUACUGAAAGAGAUAACUAUACUAUUCGGUGUAUAGUAAAGGAGAAAAUGCAACAUACAACAACUGAGAGUAACCAAGAAGUUAUAAUCUUCAUUUGUUUUGUCUGCUUAAAAGGGAAAUUUGAUUGGUUGGAUUAUUGCACAUUGAAAAUGAAUUGUUUUAAUAAAUAUAUCCAUAUUUAUCUUUG
Molecule: messenger RNA, 1154 nt
Organism: Rana temporaria (common frog)
Lineage: Eukaryota; Metazoa; Chordata; Amphibia; Anura; Ranidae
Product: lysoplasmalogenase-like protein TMEM86A
Exons: 4
Coding region: 133-915 (260 amino acids)
Cellular component (GO): membrane
Source: RefSeq, a predicted model, not a curated record